GCUUGUUUUCGACAUUAAUAUGAUCUACGACCACUGACAAGGAAACUGCAGGUUUAAAUUGUUUCAACACAGUGAUAGCAUAUGAAUUGGAGCAGAAAUCGAGAUGCAGAACCCGUCGGAGGGAUCAGCUUCGCAGUGAUUUGUGAAGAUUAUGCACAGGUGUCUGGAUAUUUCUGGGAGCUUGGGCUGACCCGACUUUGGAGCAAGGAUUUGUUGAUGCGAUUUCCACUCAAUCUAUUCCCUGGAAUGAAGAGAGAUCUCACAUUACUUCUUUCAGGCUUCAAGUCUUCCAUACACUGCGAGUGACAGGGAGAUUGUGUUUUGAUGAGAUGGUAUUGUGGAAGUAGAAUGGAUGACCUCGCCUUGCUGGACUUGCUGGAAUGCCCAGUGUGCUUUGAAAGGCUGGAUGCCACUGCCAAGGUGUUGCCAUGCCAGCAUACCUUCUGCAAGCCCUGUCUCCACAGGAUAUUCAACUCCAGGAAGGAACUCCGGUGCCCAGAAUGUCGGACUCCGGUUACAUGUAGCAUUGAAGAACUGCCUGCUAACUUGCUGCUGGUUCGCCUGCUGGAUGGCAUUAAGUACGGGCAAACAAACGGCAGGGUCAUUCCUCUUCAAGCAGCGCAGGCUCCUGCAAAUCAGGAUCAAGGGAAAAGAAGCACAGACCCAAUCAAUCCUCAUAGCAGCCUGGUGAACUCACCUCCCAGUGCCAGGAGCCCCACAGAAAAGGUGCCAUGUGCAAGAGCGUUGUACACGUACGGAGGCCAGAAGCCAGGAGACCUGAGCUUCAAAAAAGGUGAUGUCAUCCUCCUGCGUCGGCAAGUGGAUGAGAAUUGGUAUUACGGAGAAAUUAAUGGAGUGUGUGGUAUUUUCCCUCUCAAUUUUGUUCAAGUUAUCCAUCAUUUACCUCAGCCCCCACCUCUCUGCAAAGCUCUUUACGACUUCACUCUCAAAGAGAAAGAAAAGGAGGUCAACAAGGAUCUCUUGCCGUUCCUCAAGAAUGACAUUUUAAAAGUGAUCCGGAGAGUCGAUGAAAAUUGGGCUGAAGGCAAACUCGGAGAAAAAGUUGGAAUAUUCCCGAUUUCAUUUGUUGAGAUGAACUCAACUGCAAAACAGCUACUGGUAACGAAAAGACCGGAUGUGAAAAGUGUCAAAUGCCAAAGCAGUCCAUCAGCUGCCAACUCCAACACAACCAUCAGACAGACGGACUCCGGGAGGACAGGUCAGACAGACACGGCGAGGACAGGCCCGAAAGAGAACCGUUGCCACACCAGUGCCGUAAACAUGCUGAACAGAAUCUCCCACCUCUCACCAUCCCACCAGCCACUUCAGAUCAGCUCACCCAUACUGAUCAGCUCGAGCAACCCAGCAGUCGUCGCACAGAUUGCAGAAAGAAGAACUCCAUGCAGUCCCAUCAGUCAGACACAGCACGGUCCGUUUGAAACUGGUGUGGCUGCCCCUGGUACCAGUGAUACUAAUUCACAGUAUCACACUGAAAUGGUAUACUUAAAGCCACAAGUACCCGUGAGAGCAGAAGAUAUUGAAGCACGGAAGGAUGAAAUAUUUCACUUGUAUGGGAAGCCUCCAGAUGGAUGGAUUAGAGGGAUGUCUGUGCAAAUAAGCAAAACUGAGAGCCUGCCCAGUAAUUACACUGUGCCUAUUAGCAGAAACACAUCUGCACUCAUUGGAGCCACAGAGGGGAAGGGCUCCAAUGGCCUGCCAGCCUCUACAACCACCCAAGAAAGGGGAUCGGCAACUGACACCACCUUGAACUCACAAGCAAGCCCUAAUGGCAGGCGGGUUGCAGUAACGUCACCUCCUGUUGCUUCAGGGGGUACAAUAGCACGGCGUAUCUACGGGACUAGUUACAGGGCGAAUGCGCAUCGUCCAACACUUGCAGUUCCGCCGGUACAGAGUCAGAGCACAAAUGGCAGGUGUGUUCCAGCUGUGGUCAUACAAGCCCAGCCUUUCGCAUCCCACCAGCUUGCGCAGGCCGUCACUGCCCGUAUUGGCCGUCCGAGUGCAGUGAGAUCAAGCAGACCGAGCCUGCCCAUCCGGCCCAUGGUCAACACUGCCUCAACAGCUCCACCCAGUGGCAAAGCAUUGGCAGCACAGGUCCAGGAAACUUCCAGCUGUAACACUGCAGGUUGGGGCAGUGUACCAAUGUCAAAUUUUACACCGUCACAAUGUAAAGAUGAGGACAGAAGCAAUCUGAGCAAGGCUCAGACUGGCCUCGGAACUUCUGUGCCUCAGUGUGCAGCUUCAUCCACAAGGCCUAAAUUCCAGGCUGCCAACAAGUCGGUAAAGCCGGAACAGGUCAUGGAGGAACCAGUUUUACAAGAAACCCUGGCCCCCAUCAUUUCUCACAGCAGAGCUGGUUCAUGCCCAACAGGAACUGAGGAGAAGGUUCAGACGGUACACAAAAAAACCGGCUCCUGGGAUUCUUGUUAUCGUUGCACCCCUCCAUCUCCCCUGCACAGCUCUGCUGUGGAAGAAUGUCCAAUAUCAUCACAAACUCAUUCAAUGUGCUUCAAUAGAUGCCGAGCCGUCCUUUCUUAUCCAGCGCAAGAGGAGGUGGAGCUCAGUUUGGAGCAGGGUGACAUUGUCCUAGUGCACAGAAAGCGUCAGGACGGCUGGUUCCAAGGGACAUGCACGGAGAGUGGGAAGACAGGCCUUUUCCCAGGAAGCUUUGUAGAAAGUUUAAAGUGAGGUUGAAAUUAGAAAAUUGGUCGGAAUUGAAAGGAGGUGGAAUCAUCCCAAUAAGGCAGUUUGGCCUAAACACUGUGUACGGUUAUGCUGCCAAUAUGAGUCUUCACACACAAUGCACUUAAACACAUGUAGCAAUCUACAGGCACUGGGAAGGAUCAUAAUUAAUUAUUCUCCAACUGUGCACAUGACACCUUGCAUAGCAGUAGUAUCUGGAGCCAAUUUCACCCACGUUACCUCCCAAAAAGAUAACAGCCCUCUUUCAGUCACAACAUCAGAACUCCCUUUUUUGCCUCCCCCCCCCCCAAGGUUCAUGCACUGUUGAGUGCAGAUGUGUUCAACUAAAUAUCUUUGGAGAGUGCAUACUAAUCCAAUCAGAUGGUCAAUCUGUAUAUAGCAGAUCAAAAACUGGCCUUAACAGUAUAAUAACCCUCUUCGUUAGGCUGAAUUUGGAAGUCAUUCAGUAAGUGUUAGAUAGGUAAUACCUGUUAUGACAGUCGUUUGUUCCUUGAUAAAUUAAGAUGAUGUGUUUAUAUUGAGCACUUAUGGGAGGAUGUGUGUAAUAGCAGUGGUUAUUGAAGGGAAUGGUAUCUCUAACAUGGUUUGUGGAAAAGAUAUAUUCUAGCUAUAAUAGAUAUCAUUUUUAAUGAUUAUUUGUAGUCAUUUGGCCAUUUUUCUUUUGCACUAGUCUUACUCCAUUCUAUAAAAAAAUGACUUUCUAGUCCAAACCAAAAUGAACUAAAGGUGAGACAUUAUUUAGCAAAAGUCAUAAGGCUUAAUUGUACUAAAUUUUAAAAGAUAACCUGUCUGGAUAUAUUUAACCCGGGAAAGAAUUUAUCCAUUUUCAUAACUUCUCGAAGAAGGUGAAGGACGGCCAAUCAUCAGAAAAGUCCUGUCAGAAUGCAAGUUCUUGAGAUAGGUGCUUCUGAAUACUAAAUUUGUGAGAGGAAAAGGAAGUACAUUCUAUCACAGGUUUGAUUUCUACCUUGCAGAUGAGGAGCAUUCAAGAUGAGGAUUUGAAUGCAAGUAAUCAAGGCAGAUAGUGUUUAACAUUUAAUGAUCAGCAAAUAAGACUUCCUUUCAUUGACAAAUUAAAGUCAGAACAAACAGCAAAACAGUUCAGACAUUGUAGAUUUCCAUUUCAAAUUAAUUGGAUAAAGGUCUGAUGACAAUAAGAUUGAGGUUGUGAGGUAAUUAGAGAUUGAAGAUGUUUGAAAGGUCUUCAUUUCUGCGGUGCAAGCUGCAACCAGUAAAGUGAUUGGUUAGGUAUGAAAGAGGAGAAAAGGAGUUUUCCUUAGAAAGAAUUGCAAGUAUUUUCAGUACAGAAAAAGUUGUUUGGGCCAACGGGUUCAUGUCAGUUCCACACAGACCACUUCCUACCCCACUAAAUCUCUCUCACACGCAUUUGUCAAACUUAUUAUGUGUUUAUUUCGUCUCUGCUAUUCCUGCUAGUGGUGAAUUUGGUAUUUCAGCUAUUUCCCAGUUUGCCUGGCAUUCCUCAGUGAUUAUAUUAGUGACUCAAUUUAUAAUCAUUAGUUCUGUUCUCUUUCACGUAGAAAUGGGUUCUACACCUACCUAACCAAACUCUCAAAUCUUCAAAACCUUGAUCAGGCUACCCCUUUUUUCUGUAGAACCACAUUAUUUCUUGCUGGUUAUUAAAUCUUUUCACACCUUCUGCAAAAUCUGAAUACUUUCUGAAAUUCGGUGAUUAGAACCAUUUAGUGCUUCAAGUAACAUUCAAAACUAGUUUAUCCUAAUUUCUAUAGCUUUCAUUUCCAUCCCUUUGGACAUUAACCUCAAUGCUCUGUUUUGCUUUUCUUCUAAAGGGUUUAUUAACCUACAUGCUACUUCUAGUGAUAUGUAUAUCUGUCCCCUUAAAUUCCUGUUUCUUCACCCAUUCCUUGUUGAAGCACCCAUUUAAGCUUGUCAAAUUUAGUUACUUAUAUCCUUUGAGUAUCUUGGUGCAUUUUAGUACAUUGGAAAUGCUAGGUAAAUGUAAACUAUCAGAAUUUUCAUUUACUUUGGAGCAAGGGGAAAUUUUUAGUGACCUGCACAAGAUUACAUGGGUCAGAUAGAUGCAGAACGAACAUAAUAGAAUAAAACAUUUUCUUGUUAAACUUUGAUGAAAAUUGUGAGAGAUACAACAGGAGAUCCUAGGAUACUAUUAACUGUUCUUUUCCCAACAAUUGAAGGAAAAAUUACCCUCAGUACCUGGAAGAAAUGGGUUUAACCAACUCAUCUUCCUUCAUUCUGUGCUUUCUAACUGGUAUCACAAAAUGUUUCAGUAAAGGUUGGGUUGGAACAUAGGGAGAAUUAAUUUUAAUUAUUAGAUCAUCUGUAUAUUUUUGCCCAUCUGUACAGUUUGUCAGUAUUAUUUGUAAAAUGGCUGGGUAAACGUUCUGAUCAAAGUUGAGAUUGAAGUCUGGGACUUUUCCGCUGUAUGAAUAACUACUUUCUUAUUAGCACUCAAUCUGCUCCUCUAAAGGAAGUGGCUGUAUUUUUCUAUGAAUAUUUACUGCCCUCUCAAAGAGGCUUUCAAGUACAAUAUAAUGGUAAUUUUUUCUUUCUCUUUAAAAAGACCUCAAGUAGGCACAGUGUGCUUGAACAAAAGAAACAUUGAACCAAUUUGAAGUUAAGAGAAGGCCUUAAUUGAAUAAAAGGAGGGCACUGCAGGACAUAAAAACUGGGCUCUUUGACAGAUAUUAUUAGGAAUGUGUGACUUCUGUGUACAAAACAAAGAAGAAUGCUUUAGAAACAGCAAGUAAAUCUUGUUCAUUGCUGUUUCUUCUAAUGGAGAGCCUGAGAGCACAGCUGCAGUAGUCGCAUGGAAGCCUAAGGGCUGCCCAGGAGUGGGCAUACAGUCUUUGUUGAGAUUACUUGGCUGAGCUUUUCAGCUGUAACCGGCACCCUGUUGCAACAGCUUACUUGCUUCAGUGGUGAUCUCAAAGUAAGACCAAGGAAGGAAUAUGGAACAGCAUUGAAAACAGGGGCCAGGGGCAAGGCUGUGUUGGGUAAGGUAGUGGGUGAUGUGGCACAGCAAUACCUUCAGGAUAUAAGUGAACUCUUGAAAGUCUGCAAGGAGGAUUUCGGAUUUCUGAUUUUUGAUUAGAUGUGCUGGUGAGAAAGGAAUCUUGAGAGGAUGCCAGACCUAGCUGCUAUUCAGCACUUUUUUAAUUCAGUUUAUCAAUGGUGACCUAAAACCUUUGGUGGAGAUCUGAAGACAUGGCUGAAAUGCUAUGGCUCUCCCAUGUUAGCUCCUGGUUUUCCCAUUUUAUGUCUGCAAAACAGAGGGAAUGAAGGUUAAAUUACCAGACUAGUAAUCAAUGAGAUAUGGGUUAGAAGCACGAGUUCAAACCUUACCAUGGUAGUCAAAGAAUUUAAAUUGGUAAUUUGGUUUAUUAUUGUCACAUGUACUGAGGUACAGUGAAAAACUUGUCUUACAUACCAUCCAUACAGGUUCUUACAAUGAGAUCUGCAGAAUUUCUCAAAUUUAUUACAAUGGUGCAAUUCAGUCAAUUUAAAUAACGUGGAUUUUUCUUAAAACAUGAAAAGGCUCAUCUGAGUAACAGUGACCAUGAAGCUACAUGAUUAUUGUUCACUAAUUCCUUUCUGUGAAGGAAAUUUGUACUUUUUUUCCUGUCUUCCGGUGUGCAUGCACGAGUCACAAUGCAAAGCUUGCAAAUUGAUAUUGGCAAGGUACUGAACCAUGCACAGACCGUCUCAUAGCAGUGAGCUGACCAAAACUUAUUGAAUGGUCUGCCUUUAGCUACUAUCUUUGGUCUCAGGCACUGUAUAAUAGGCCCAAUUCACAAGCUUGACCAACUGAGAUAAAUAUGGAAGUGGUUGGUCCAUUUCUCCUCUGUCUCCACAGCAAUUGCUCUGUCAUUCUAAUGCCCAUGCUGCUUAUAAAUACUGCAAAAGCUCAAGUCCUUUUUGAUCCAAUUUAAUUUGCAGUGCUCAAUCAUCAACUAUUGGGUUUUGAUCUCAGCAGAUACAAAGGCUGGUUGUCUCUUCUCCAACACCGAGGUAGUAAAGUCAAUGGUAAAUCAACUCAAGUCAGAAACUCAGCACACAAUUGGCAACAAACCUUUGAAUGAAUGAUCAAUAGAGAAAUAAUUAUAAAUUUCUAACACUUCCAACAUCCAAAAAUUAGUUUGACUUAAUAAUCAGUUCAGUGAAAUUUGACUGGAAAAUACAUAUGUUCAUUAAUUAUACAGUACUGUGCAAAAGCCUUGCUCUCUUUCACUCUUUGUCUUAUAUGCCAAAGACAUUUUGCACAACUACUGUAUUUAUCAAACAUUUAAUUAUCUUUGGCCAUUUCUUUCCAGAGCAGAGAUGUAAUUGUUGCAAGUGUGAGGGGAUAAAUCAUUAGACUUUAACUGAACUGACAUGAGCCUUGGAUUUAAUUGGUCAGAACAUAAAAGUUAACUUCAAUUUUCAGGAAAUAUAUAUUUACAAUUACAUCUCUGCUUGGAAGGAUGUUCAUUGGAAGACUAUUGUAAUUAAGGUGCAUGUUACACUAAGCAGAAAUUCUGAUCUCCUGGUUAGUGAAAAAAAAAUUACUGAACCUUUAAACUCUGUAUACCAUCCAUAUAUCCGUAGCUUGUAAUAAUGAGGUUCAACACACAUUAUGUCUGAUCAAAUUACUGGGGUAUAUUUGCAGCCUUUGUGUUAAUUACUUACCUUUUUUUAAAUCAGCAAGUAUUUCAAGGUCUGGCUUUUCAAUAUUUUGGUGAUUCUUAUUCCUUAACAAUUGGACACUUUUGUUAGUCUAGCUGGAAUCUCUAUAGUCAGUUCUACGCAAUCCUUUUGAAAACCAUUUAAGUUUCUAAUGACUGGUAUAAACAAGCACAAGCCAUGUGGAAUAGCUACAUUUAAUCCUGAGUAAUCCAUAUCAGUUAGAAACUCAUUUAAAAACACCUAGGGAGGUAACUGUGGGAUGCAUAGCACAAAUAGCAAUUCAGUGUUGGUGUACUGACUAUCAAUGUGGAGUCUAAUGCUCACCUGUUAAACUCAUGCUGCCGGUAGGUUCUGGGUUUGAAUACCACUCCGAAGCUUGACCUCUUUAUUUACCAUGAACUCCAGUGAAAUGCCGAGUAAAUGCUGCAUUGAAACAAUUUUGUCUGCCUGAGCAUGUCAACGUUGAUCAAUAUAUAUUCCAUAGCACAAUGUGAAAGGGACUAGGAAAGCCUUCAUUUAAAACGAGCAAAGCAAUAGUCAUUGGAUAUUCAUCUCAUUACUGUUUAGGAUAAAUUGAUAUGUUUGUUCCUCUAGUAUUCCACCUUCCAAAUUUACUGGAGGUGAUAAAGCACUAUAGCAAUGCAUGAAUUUGUUUAAUUUUGAUCGGCUCCUGAUCUGGGCCACAUUGACCACAGAGGUGCACGUAUCUGUGCAGUGGUGGUUGUUGAAUCAGUGAUAACAGUUAGGCCUGGAGUAUUGCUAAUGUCCUCCAAUGAAAACCAGCAGCUGUUUCAGUACACUAAUAGAGAUGAAUAAAUACUGAUGAAAUAUAACUACAAUACUCUAAAAUUGGAGUGGAAGAAACUGCACAAAAUACCCAUGAAGAAAAAUGUUUUAAAAAUUUACUGAGAUGGCACUCCUGAAUAUAGAACAAUUAAAACAUCAUAAGACAGCAAAUCAUCUUAAGGAUUACAAAUCUGAGUUGAAUCAUUAAAGAUAUGUUAGCACAAUGCAUCAAUCUCGCUGUACUUCUGGUGUCACUGUGUACUAGAUGUAAUGUUCCUUAUGCCAUUCCCAUUUGUUAUGUAACAGUGUAUUGUCCGUAUGUUUAAAAUGUAAGACAAUCUUUAUGUGUUACUUGGUUCGCCUUGAGUGUAGAAGCAUGCAGGGUCAGGUGCACAAUGGAAGCACUGCACAAUAUGAACCCUUUAAGGGUAUGGCUGUUGUACGAGAAUGUGGUACUUUUUCAGAUAUUUAUGAUGUGGAUUUUUUUUUUGUAAUGUGUUAAAAGGAGAAAUGGAAGGAGACGGUAAUGAA
Messenger RNA from Mobula hypostoma (lesser devil ray), 8700 nucleotides. Its product is annotated as E3 ubiquitin-protein ligase SH3RF2-like. Lineage: Eukaryota; Metazoa; Chordata; Chondrichthyes; Myliobatiformes; Myliobatidae. The transcript has 11 exons. The record is from RefSeq and is a predicted model, not a curated record. The coding region runs from base 325 to 2706 and encodes 793 amino acids. Gene Ontology annotation, biological process: positive regulation of JNK cascade; protein ubiquitination; positive regulation of proteasomal ubiquitin-dependent protein catabolic process. Gene Ontology annotation, cellular component: cytosol. Gene Ontology annotation, molecular function: protein binding; ubiquitin protein ligase activity.